GUAUAUAUAGUAUUCUUGCUCUGUCAGGGCUGACAUUGUUGCAUUUUGUUCACUAAAGUGUUUUCAGAACGAUAAUUCGAUAAAAUACAGAUAUAUUAUUGUUUUGUUAAAUUUCCCAUUGAUUUAUUUUGAAUAAUUUUAAAAACUAUAAAAAUUGUAUCAAAACAACUAAGAUUUCUUUUCAAUUGACGUCAAAUUAAUAUAUUUACUCUUAACUACUGUGGAAAUUUGUAAAUUAUUUUCAAACUAAUCUGGCUAAAUUGGCCAAUUCACACACAUGGGAAAAAACACACCGGCUAAUUUCACUUAUCAAUUAUACAUCAGGCGUUAAGCUCACAGUAGUAUUUUUUUUCUAACAAUUGUUUGCAGUUCUAGUUCUACAAAGAAUUUAACAAUCUACAAUAUGGCCAGCCAAGAGGAAUUUGAUAAAGCCGCUGAAAAUGUUAAGAACCUAAAUUCUACACCAUCCGAUAAUGAUUUAUUGGAAUUGUACAGUUUAUUUAAACAGGCAACAGUAGGAGAUUGCAAUACAGAUAAACCCGGUUUCUUGGACUUCAAGGGCAAAGCUAAGUGGGAAGCAUGGAACAAUCGCAAGGGUACAUCCCAGGAUGCAGCCAAAAUUGCUUAUGUGGAGAAGGUUAAGGCUUUAGUACAAGCUCAUGGGCUAAAAGCUUAAGAAUAUUAUAUAAUAAUAUACAUCUGAAAUUUUGAACCAAAAAAUAUGCUAUUGCAUAGCAUUUUGAUCAUUUUAGCAAUAUUGCAUUUGCUAUAAAUUGGUAUUUAAAUUUUGCAAAUAUUAUACACACUAAGAUAAAAGCCGUCUAUUUUCAAACGCACUUUAAUGCACAAUUUUUUAUAGGUUAUUAACAUGAAAGUAGAUUUAUAAAUAUUUGUAUUCUUUAGUAAAUUAUAAUAAAGGCAACGAACACAAAAUAA
This is a messenger RNA of Bactrocera oleae (olive fruit fly), 936 nucleotides long. NCBI's taxonomy places the organism in Eukaryota, Metazoa, Arthropoda, Insecta, Diptera, Tephritidae. The record is from RefSeq and is a predicted model, not a curated record.